This is a messenger RNA of Pleurotus ostreatus (oyster mushroom), 2577 nucleotides long. RefSeq lists its product as uncharacterized. The coding region runs from base 1 to 2577 and encodes 858 amino acids. The transcript has 17 exons. Gene Ontology annotation, biological process: glucan catabolic process. The record is from RefSeq and is a predicted model, not a curated record. Gene Ontology annotation, molecular function: beta-glucosidase activity. Lineage: Eukaryota; Fungi; Basidiomycota; Agaricomycetes; Agaricales; Pleurotaceae.
AUGCCUCCCUCCGACUUCAAGAAUGCCGAUAUACCUGAAAUUGUGGAGAGCUUGACUACGGACGAGGCGAUUCUGUUGACUGCCGGCGUUGGAUUCUGGCAUACGCACGAGAUACCAAGGUUGGGCGUUCCAGCUAUCAAGGUUAGCGAUGGUCCAAAUGGAAUCCGAGGAAAUCAUUUCUUUAUGGGGACGCCCGCGAAAUGUCUUCCCUCCUCCACGGCCCUUGGAUCGACCUGGGACACGAAGCUGAUCGAGGAAGUAGGUUUGAAAUUGUUGGCGCCCGAAGCCAAGCUGCGAGCUGCUUCGGUCAUCUUAGCCCCAACCUGUAACAUUCAGCGGAAUCCGCUAGGCGGAAGGAGCUUCGAAAGCUUCUCGGAAGACCCGAUUCUAUCCGGGCUGCUCGCUGCAGCCUACGUCAAUGGAGUGCAGAAAGGUGGAAUCGGAACUACCAUUAAACACUUCGUGUGUAACGACAAAGAAAACGAUCGACUAGGGUACGACAGUAUCGUAGGAGACCGAACUCUCCGCGAGGUGUACCUCAUGCCGUUCAUGCUGGCACAGAAGUUUGCCCAGCCUUGGGCCAUGAUGACUGCCUAUAAUCGCGUGAAUGGCACACACGCUUCCGAGAACCCGACGCUGCUCCAAAAGGUGGUUCGUGACGAAUGGAAAUACGAUGGAAUGAUAAUGAGUGACUGGUUCGGGAUUUACAGUAUUGAUCUUAGCGUGAAUGCGGGGCUCGAUCUGGAGAUGCCUGGCACCAAUAAGUGGCGGACACUCGACCUGAUGAACCGCUCAAUCCAGUCCCGAAAGCUGACUUCCCGUACCAUCAAGCAAAGGGCCAAGAAGGUCCUCGAACUCGUCAAGAAGUGCGCCAACGGCGCGCCCGAAAUACUCGACGGGGACGGCUUGGAACGCACCGUGGAGAAGGAUGAAGAUAGGGCGCUCAUGCGGCGUGUUGCUGCGGAAUCCAUUGUGCUCUUGAAGAACGAUGCGAAUCUGCUACCCUUGCAGCCCAAAAGUCUGAAGAAGGUCGCCAUCGUAGGUGGGAACGCGAAAGCUUUGGUACUGUCUGGUGGCGGCUCUGCAGCUUUGAAGGCAUCUUACUUCGUCUCGCCGUAUGAGGGCAUCGUAAACGCCUUGAAGGCUGCUGGCGAUGUGGAGGUAACCUAUAGCGAAGGGGCGAGAGCUUAUAUGACCAUGCCAACCCUUGAUUACGAUCUUUCCACAGAGGCUGGCGACCGUGGUUGGAUUGGAGAGUGGUAUAGCCACGAAGACGACGAGAGCAUGGUCCCUCUUAAGACGCCCAUCAGAACUCAAUAUAUCGACGAGACGAGAAUAUUCAUCAGCACUUCAACUCCCAAUGGAAUCACGCGACGUUGGUCGCUUAGGCUCAAAGGCUAUCUAAUCCCUCGUACCCAAGAUACCCAAUUUGAGUUCGGUCUUACUGCCGCUGGAAGGGCUAAGUUAUAUGUUGAUGGCGAACUUGUAAUCGACAACUGGACUCGUCAACGACGUGGAGAGGCCUUCUUUGGCGUGGGCUCAGAAGAAGAACGCGGUGUCUUCCCGCUGAAGGCAAACACGAAACAUGAGAUCGUCGUUGAAUAUUGCAACGUUCGUGGACCAGCCGAUGGCGACGAGGACGAGGCUGUCAUGGACAGUAACCCGGGCAUACGACUUGGUGGUGCAGAAGUCCAGGAUGCCGACGUAAUGAUGGCGGCUGCCGUUGAUUUGGCGAAGGAUGCGGACGCUGUCAUUGCAGUCGUCGGUCUGAACUCGGAUUGGGAGACGGAGGGAUACGAUAGAACAACUCUUGCACUUCCUGGACGGACAGACGAAUUGAUUGAGAAGGUCGUAAGGGCGAAUAAAAACACGGUUGUCGUCACCCAAUCCGGCUCCGCUAUUACGAUGCCCUGGAUAGAUUCGGUCUCCACCCUUGUUCAUGCAUGGUAUCUUGGUAAUGCCACAGGGGACGCCGUUGCGGAUGUACUCUUUGGAACAAAGAACCCGUCUGGAAAGCUGUCGAUGACCUUUCCUCGCCGUUUAGAAGACGUACCCGCGCACGGGCACUUCAAUUCAGAAAAUGGCAAAUUAAUCUAUGGCGAAGAAUUGCACGUCGGGUACAAGCACUACCAUCAUCGCAAUAUAUCGCCACUGUUCCCCUUCGGACACGGUCUUUCAUACACCGCCUUUUCGUACUCGGACCUCCAAACUUCUGCGGUUGAAUACACGAGCGACGGCCCCGCAGUCACAGCAAUUCUUACCAUUACUAACACUGGGAACCUCGUCGGCUCCGAAGUUGUCCAACUCUAUAUCGGUCAACCGCAGUCAAUUAGUGCUGUCACUCGCUUGGAUCACCAACUCAAGGCAUUUGCAAAGGUCGUCGAUCUAGUACCUGGCCAAAGCGAGAAAGUUGUCAUCAACUUGGAUAAGUACACAUUUUCAUAUUGGGAUACUACAUUCCAGGCGUGGGUCGUAGAGAAAGGGCCAUAUAGCGUAAAGGUAGGACGCAGCAGCACCGACAUAGUGCUCCAUGGGACCAUUGAGAUCACGAAGCCAUUCGAGUGGAACGGUUUGUAA